Fibroporia radiculosa is the source of this 1428-nucleotide messenger RNA. RefSeq lists its product as uncharacterized. The transcript has 3 exons. Bases 1 to 1428 code for a protein of 475 amino acids. The record is from RefSeq and is a predicted model, not a curated record. NCBI's taxonomy places the organism in Eukaryota, Fungi, Basidiomycota, Agaricomycetes, Polyporales, Fibroporiaceae.
AUGGUCAGCCCCUCACACGACGAGAAGAUAUGGCGCCGCCGAGGAGGGGAACCGACGCAGCGUGCGAGAGGGGCAGAAGUGGUUUUGCAUGUCGGUCAACAUGUCGAUCCGCGCCCUCGCGGUACCUUCAAAAACAUAUACGAGAAGGAGUUGACGAAACCGCCUAACCUCUCUUGGUCUCCUCGUCUCCCGAUCGAGAUGUGGGAGCGGGUAUUCGAUCUUCUCGCUCGGGGAGGAUGGGCAUAUGCACUACGAAGCUGCUCGCUCGUCUGCAGGCUGUGGUCUGUGCGGUGCCGCUGGCAUCUCUCUCGACACGUUGUUGUCCGCGACAAGGAACACGGGCACCGUGUAGCAAAGGCGAUGCGAAUGGCUGCAUCCCAGGCAAGCUUGGCCGAAGCGAUCACACUCAUGGAGCCUCUUGGAUUUCUCAUGGGGCGGUCGAACCCGCGUGUGGAGACCCUCACAAUUGGGGCCGAUGGACUCAGGUCAAAGUGGGCACCUGCAUUGUUCCACACGGACGUUUUCACGCACCUGAGUGUCUCAUUCGCGCACGUCACUCGCCUCACUCUCGACUCGAUCGAGUUCCCAUCGUCGAUUGUCUUGGCGCGGCUGGUAUUCUCGUUCCCUCGUCUCGCUACGCUUGCUUGUCACUCUCUAUAUACUGUUACUCAGGGUUAUGUACCAGGGCGCGCGCUGCCUCCCAAAGGCUUUGCCCUGGCAGAUGUCAAUCUGGACGAAACCAACGAUAUUGUCGACUUUUUUGUCGAGCCCCCGAUCGGCGCCGCCCUCUGUCAUCUCACUAUGAAGCUCUCCGGAUACUUGAAUCACUCGACCGACGGUCUGCAGCGACUAGUAUGCGCCGCUGGCGCUUCUCUUUCCUCGCUGGAUGUUACGCUUAGGAUUGAUGAUGUCUCCGCCAGCCAUGAGACACGGCUGGCUGCAUUCAAUCUGGGCGAGCUACGUUGCCUGAGCGCACUCCACAUCACUUUCGACAUAAACCCGUAUCAUCCAAAGGGCCCCGCCGCCAUACCCUGGGGUUUUCUGCAUCACAGCUUAUCCACACUCUAUCCGUCAAAGCUGCAGCAAGUUACGAUUGGUUUCAUAAUUCAUAGCCCAGAUCAUGUUUCCACACUGGCGAAGACAUUGGAAGAUCCAUCCUUGAGCGCAGAUGACCAUGUUUGUGCGCAAAUCGAGGGGUACUUUGCCAGGUCUGAAUGUCGUCAUUUAGAAACCGUUCACUUCGGGAUACUGUGCACCGGCUUAGAAGUCUCUGAAUCUCUCCAAGUUCCUGCAGAAGGCUGUUGGUCAGAUGCCCUUGUUCGUCGGUUUCCGGAUCUUCAUGCACGGGGUCUACUUCGGUCAUCCGUGGCCGUGAUGCUUAGCACUUCUGACCGCCAACGAUUUAGUCGUGCAUACGACAAUGAGUGA